This is a messenger RNA of Acaulospora morrowiae, 956 nucleotides long. Lineage: Eukaryota; Fungi; Glomeromycota; Glomeromycetes; Diversisporales; Acaulosporaceae. The record is from the annotation of a GenBank genome assembly.
UUGCUAGUGGCCAUUUAGACGUUCGAGUACCAAAAGCGUUUUCGAAUGAAAUGGAAAGAACAACGAAAAAGAAGCCUCCCAGUACAACUUCCAUCCACAUCAUGUUUACUGGUUAUGAUGAACAUUCAUAUUCUUCCGAUCGAAAUGAAAAGGUUUCUGAAAUCUUUAAAAAUUUACUUCCCUAUCCUGAACAAGGUCGGAUUUUUAUUGGGUUUCCGACACAUCAAACUACUGGCUGUAGUUCCCAUCUAGCAGCUCGCCUAAUUCCAACGGUUGAGCGUGAAUCAAUCGAUCUAGUCGACAAGACUCUUGCUGUAUAUAAUAACGAGAUGCUUUGCCUUGUUGGAAUUCUUUGUCGCAUUUUAUAUGAAGAUGAAAUGACACAGAUAUCUAAGUUAUACAAAGAAAUUGUUGGAUCAUCAAUAAAUUCUGAAGAUGAGGCAAUAAAAUCAGGCCGUGAAUAUUUUGAAAGAAAGGCAGCGCAUGCACUCAAACAUUUUACAUACAAACCUAGUACGCCGAGUGUUGCCGUUGGAAGGAUUGCUGAGUCGCAAUUUUAUAGCUGCUCCGCAAAGCCAAUCUCUAUUUUGUCGACUCGCGGGGUACAACCGGCCGAUUUGGUGCGGUUACCUAACCCAGAGAUGGAGGCUUUUAUCAAAACGGUACCAGUUGUUCCGAAAAUUAUCAUGGAACAAUGUGACGUCUUUAUUAAAAAAGCAAAAGAGAAUUUGAAAAUAAUGAAGGAAAUUAAAAUCAACGAUGUAUUUAUGGAGCUACAGAGCCGAGCAUUGACCAUAGAAGAAACUGUAGCACUGAUGAAGUGGUGGAUUUCUUAUAGGACCAAAGAAAAUCCUUCUGACAAUGAUAUACAUCAGUUCUUACGAUUGACUAUUGUUAAAUUGAAUGAUAAUGAUAUAUUUCCGUUAAGCAAGGCUCGAUAUUUUCUGAACGCAUCG